AUGGUAUAUUACAAUUUGUCGAGAUUCGAUUUUUUCAGCUUUGCAGACUGUGUCUCGUUCAUCAGCUAUUAUCCCGAAGUAUUCAAGAAGCUCGUCAAAGAUCUGAAGGAGGACGAUCAAGCCGUUUUGGAUUACAACACAGUUCAUUCGAUUAGCCUGGAUUGCGCGAAGCAUGCAGUUGAAUUAUGUGUUGCCGCUGGCCUGCCAAUAAACAGUGUUACAAUCCACCCUUCUUGGAAUUCCUUGGGAAUUUCUUUGGACGCAGUAAGCAUAGUGAAUCAUCGUCGCCGUCAAGAAGAUCGGUGGUUCGCUUCAGCUGACUUGCUCAGCUAUUUACCUCGAAACGAAUCUGACAGCUCUCCUCUCCCAAAAGAUCAUCCAUCUAUUUCUGCAAUUGGCGUUUUCGAUGGACAUAAUGGUCCCGAGGCGGCUGAGCAUUGUUCACAUUUGGCUCCCUACUACCUAAGCAUUGGACUCAAAAAGCGACUAUGUGGUCCAAUCUCUGUCACGGACUUGUUGUCCGAGGUCAUCUAUCUCUUGAACGAGGCGGUCAACGAAGGUCGUGCGAAGAGAUACUGGGCAUCCGGCACAACAGGAACCAUUUGUGUUUUCUAUGGGGAUCGUAUAUACACAGGGUGGGUUGGCGAUUCUCAGGCCUGGCUAAUCUACGCGGAUGUAAACGAUUUAGCGAAAGAAGACUCACCUAAAAAACAACCCAGUCCUGGUCAUGCAGUACCGGUUUUGAGCGUGCCUAAGGUAACCCCACCACUCCAAGGAGAUGAACAAGAGGUUAAAAUAGACGAGUGUCCAGACGACGGAACAGAUCCAUUUUUGCUCAAUGUGGAACCAACAAUUAACCGAGAGCGGCGUGUAUCUGCCGUACUCACUGGUCGCCCCCCGGCAGAUGAUUUGGCUGUUGCCCUCACAGAUCGUAUUCAUCGCCCGGAAUUCGCACCCGAGUUUGUCUCGGUGCUUCGAUCCGGUGGUUCUGUGACCACGGAAUUCGUGUCCGAUAACGGCAACACAUCUGUCACGGAGACAUUCGUGANACAGAAUCUGCCCUACUGGGUCAAACCACCACAAACGAAAUUAGCACGUCCGAAACUGGAUGAUCCGAAUCUGGUCGAUUGCCGCGUCGCUGGCAUGUCCUGUGUGAGCCGGGCGAUUGGAGAUGAUCAUGCAGUGAUGGGUAUGACAGCGUUGCCAUCCAUGACUGUUUGGGAGAGACCGUCGGAGAAGUCGACCAGACAACCACUUUGUUUGAUCGUAGCUUCAGACGGCUUGUGGGAUACCGAGGAUUGUUGUGGGCAAGACGUGGCUGUGAUCGCUCGAAAGUGGUUCCGGGAGCACUCAAACGGUGGCACUGUUGAGUCCGGUCUUUCUCAACAGCUGGUUGAUCUAGCGGUCGAGAAAGGAGCAAUGGAUAACGUGACUUGUUGUACCUUAUGGUUGAAUCAGUGGAAUCGAACCGGGAAACCUGUGAACUAUGGUCUCGACAUACCCAAAACCACAAGUGUUCAAUGGCCACGUGGUUUACGAACUGCAUCACAGAUGGACUGUGUUACAUCCCAGAUGCAGCGUAUUCUUAAAAAUCCUCGUUACGGUGGUUUACGUCCGGCUCCGCCGCUCAACGCUACUUCGCUCGGAUCUCGGCGCGGUUCACUGAGCGAAUCGACUCGCCCAUUCGACCGCAUCCGUUAUUCCAGUCCUCCUCGAACGAAGUCUACCGUGCCUUGA
Echinostoma caproni is the source of this 1737-nucleotide messenger RNA. The record is from the annotation of a GenBank genome assembly. Lineage: Eukaryota; Metazoa; Platyhelminthes; Trematoda; Plagiorchiida; Echinostomatidae.